This is a messenger RNA of Seminavis robusta, 2563 nucleotides long. The record is from the annotation of a GenBank genome assembly. Lineage: Eukaryota; Bacillariophyta; Bacillariophyceae; Naviculales; Naviculaceae.
GUGCUGUGCUGCUCUGCUGUGGAGCUGCUCGCGCUGGGGCGCACCAAGCAAGAUCCGACCCUUGGAUCUCCCUCGUCUGCCCCCAAGAAAAUGAAAAGACAGCUCUUGCUGGCUUAGGCAUUUUGACCAACCUUUGGAUCUUUUCCAUCAAACCAAGAUGGAAUGAAGGGAUAUCUCCUCCGUUGCACCGUCAGUGGCGGGCUGGAGAGCUUUGCUGAAGCAGAAGUAGUGGAACAUGUGGAUGCCGGGAGCAAUCGAGUGAAAGUGGUAUGGCAUCACAGAGGACAUUCGGGAUCCUUGCUAGAUAUCAUCUUCAGGGACGGUACCGAGAUUUCUGGUCUACUUCUACAAGUCCUCAAGCUGCGUUUUGUAGAUCAUGUGUCGUUGCAAGUGUUAUCUCUGGAAAUUCCUGCUGCUGACGACAUUAAUCUUCUCGAAUGGGUCACAGAAAACUGUUUUGAAGUCUCACAGCUUGAUAGAGCUCUCGAAGCCUUUCGGCUGUGGAAACCAUUGCUCGAUAAUACAUUGGCCAGUAGUGCAUUGGAAGGAGUACUCAUCGCUACUCCAGCACUACCACAGAACCUACUGGAAGGUACCAGCCAAGAGUCCAUGAAAACAGAAGCCUUCCACGUCAACACGAUCUACACCAAACCAGCAGUCGCCAAGCUGGCAGUUCAGACCUUUCGGGAAUUGGUUGAGCAAGAAAUAAACAAUGUAGAAUACCAACAAACAGCCAGCAGUGGUAUUCUAUGGGUAGAUGCAGGGGCUGGAUCUGGGGCUCUCCUGCAAAGUCUUCCCCAGGAUUCUUCCUUGGGUGUUGAUCUACAUCCUCAACAUUCGUCUGUACACGCUCGUGAUUUCUUUCAGGUCUCUACGCAGUGGCUGCAAGAGACUGCGCCAAAACCAUUUGAAUCAAUCUGCAUCAUUUCGAACCCACCCUUUGUGGAAGGAACCCGUGGGGAUUAUUCCAUUAUUGGCAAAUUCCUGAAGCAUGCCACGUUCCAACUCAAGGCAAGCUUCAUGGGAUUAAUUGUCCCUGCCAAGUUUGCCCAUGCCUGGAAGUCAUUUGGAUUGCCCAUUCGACUUGCCUAUCGGAUGCAUUUGCCCAAAGAUUCCUUUUACGAUCCAUCGACCGCGGAAUCCAAACACUUGCAAUGUUAUCUCCUCGUCUUUGAUCUACAACCAAAGCAACCAACAACCCUUUCCGGCAACGCAGUCUCCAUUUCGGACACGGAUACACACAACGAACUUGAUGACGAUUGCAUUCACGUGAUUGCACAACGUGACAAAGGCAUGCAUCCUAAUAUUUCCACGGCUUCAUUCACAAGUGCUGUUGUUCAGGGUCUGGGUCGAGCUGGUGUGCCCUUGGGAUCAUCCAAACACAAGAACUCGAUCCCACUCAAGGCCAAACUCUCCAAAUCAUUGGAACUAUUUGUGGAACUCAACCCCAAACGACCCCUCUCAAUCGCCAAUUCCAUGUCCAGCCGGGUCCAAAACCACAGUCUAGGAUGGAUGUCCAAGUCGGUGAAACCUCCUGUGGCCUUGGCCAUGCACCAACUGUCGAGUGGAACGCCAGGUGACAACCAGCCAACGACAGCUAGUGUUGUGGUCGAUCUGAUGUGUGGAGAAGGAACACUGGAAUACGAGUCAAUGGAGCAUAAUGAUUCGCCGGCAAGCACCUUUCGCAUAGUUGGCGACAAGAGCCCGGAGGCAAUCGAACAGGUUGCCGCCCGGUGUCAUGAUCAAGAAUUAUUGAUGGAUUUUAUAGUUUGGGACGCUCAGAAUUUACCACUUCGAAAGGGGAUUGCCGAUGUGGUCCUUGGUGACCUGCCCUUUGCCGGUAGUAACAAGAAGAAACAUCAGACACCUGUUGCUGCCGCUACCAGCAGUGGCACGUCCGAUGUCUCUUGCAGCUACCCCAAGGUCCUGGCCUCGUUGGUCCGAGUGUUGACCCCUUCCGUGGGUCGCACCGUUCUGGUCAGUGCCGAUUCCAAAGCACUCACUCAUGGUACCUGGAAGUUUGCGGGGUAUUUGAAAGAGCUCUGGCAAACAAAGUUGAACAUUGGUGGCUUGGCGGGGAGGAUGUUAGUGUUGGGUCGGAAAGAUGCCAGCUGGAAGGAUAUAAAUUUGUUUGUGGAGAAAGGAGGGGUAGACCGUAGCUCGGUGAUUCUGACCAGAGCACGGGCUGUCUGCGGUCAGUUUUACUUGAAUGAUCUUUUGGAGCUGCAACAAGACACUACCAGCAAUGAAGGAACUACAUCGUUGAACUUGCUGUCUCGGGUUCAAUUACGGGAAGAGUACUGCCAUGUAGAUCAAUCGUUGAGUCAAUGCUAUCGAUUCCACUUUGACCCCAUCGUAACGAAUGCUCAAGCGAAGGUCUUGGAAAAGGCGAUCCGACUUGAUCUCGAGAAGAAUCCGGUCAUUGGAACCCGCAUGUUUUAUAACAGAGAGGUUGCCCGCAUCUGAAGCAACUAGACUAGCUACACUCGAAGAUUUACAUCCAUGCUUUCUUUGCUAAAAUCGUAUGUAAUUGAUUCCCCCCUAACGUUUCCUACAAAUUUGU